Gloeophyllum trabeum ATCC 11539 is the source of this 347-nucleotide messenger RNA. RefSeq lists its product as uncharacterized. The record is from RefSeq and is a predicted model, not a curated record. Lineage: Eukaryota; Fungi; Basidiomycota; Agaricomycetes; Gloeophyllales; Gloeophyllaceae. The coding region runs from base 90 to 254 and encodes 54 amino acids. The transcript has 3 exons.
GCGGUGUCGGUAACAAACAGGAUCCGUGAACCUUCGAGGGCGCCGCAAGGCUGGAAAUGUGGCGAGACGAACUGGGUACUUUGGUGGGAAUGUCUUGCAGGGUCGCAUCGUUGCAAAACAAGAUCGCCUCGCCACUGAGCCCCGGCGCGUGCUUGCGUCCCUUGUGCUCGACCUUCGCAGAGCUCAGCGCGCGAUACAGUCCCCCCUCCGUCCCGUUCUCCUGCAUCCUUUCCCCAUCGGUACCGAUCAUGUAAGUCGUCCGUGUUUCAUGCUACCGGGUAUUGGCCUUUGUCCAAGGCCCAAAAUCUGAAAGAGCUGCUGCAUCCUAGAUAGGAAAGGGGGGACCU